Molecule: messenger RNA, 1747 nt
Organism: Trichoderma harzianum CBS 226.95
Lineage: Eukaryota; Fungi; Ascomycota; Sordariomycetes; Hypocreales; Hypocreaceae
Exons: 2
Coding region: 477-1520 (347 amino acids)
Biological process (GO): proteolysis
Molecular function (GO): metalloendopeptidase activity
Source: RefSeq, a predicted model, not a curated record
GCCGAUACGAUGGAUACGGUUGCAUUCGGACGCGAAUGGCUGACAAUCGAGUAUGCCUCACCUUGCUAUUUCGCCAUUCUGCCAACGGAUACUGUACCUAAUAAGGCAGCUCAGUUUGGAUUGGGCGUGCGAACAACUCUAUCUUUCAUGUAAAGCCCAGAUUACGACAUUACAGGCGUGGAAGCAGGACCAAUCUGGUGGACGAGGAUGAGAGGCUGUGUAAGUGAGUUGCCAUUGCUUACCAUUCACCGGAGAUUGAUGAUGAGGAUAUGGUCAUGGGUGAGAAGAACUUUUGAUCGGUUAUCCAAACGAGAUGGACGUUGCCCGAGCCAUGAGGAUGCUUGUUGAACCCGGAGUCUUCGUUAUCAUGUCAACUCUCAACUAUAAAUAGGUUUACUCAUCGCCCGUCUUGGAUGUGGCAGCUCUCCAUUGUCUCCAAGCAUCUCAUUCAAUCCUCCGAUCUGCCUGUUCUCAAAAUGAAGUUCAUCUCUGGUCUCAUUGCCCUCGCUGCCUUGGCCUCUGCCGCCCCUGGCAAGGCUCCCACUCCCCUCGACAUCAAGCUCGAGGGUGCUGGUAACGCUGAAAUCAAGGCUGUCAUUACCAACACGGGCAAGAACAACUUGAAGAUCUUCAAGACCGGUACCAUCUUGGACAGCGCCCCCGUUGAGAAGGUUACAAUCAGCUCUGGUGAGCACAUCGUCGCUUUCGACGGUGUUCGUCAGCGCAUCUCUACUCAGAACUUGGCUGAGGAUGCCUUCCAGCACAUCGCUGCCGGAGAGUCGAUCGAGGUGACCUUUGACAUUGCCGAGGCCCACGACCUCUCCAUUGGCGGCAAAUACGACAUCCAGUCCGUUGGUGCUUUCUCCUUUGCCCAAGAGGAGUCCAACGAACUUGUUGGCUCUGUGCCAUUCGAGACCAACAAGAUUGAGAUUGAAGUCGACGGCGAGGAUGCCUCUGCUCGCCGCGUUGCCUUCCACCAGAAGCGCACUCGCGUCCAGAGCGACUGCACCGGCAGCAAGCUCUCUGUUACUCAGACCGCUCUCCGCAACUGUGCCUCCGUUGCCCAGCUCGCCCAGCAGGCCGCCGCCUCUGGCGCUGCUGCCAAGCUCACUGAGUACUUCAAGUCUUCCACCAGCAGCGUGCGAAGCACCGUCUCCGGCGUUUUCAGCCGCGUGCUCUCCGAGUGCAGCUCAACCAGCAGCGGUGUUGCUAGCUACUACUGCUCCGAUGUCCUCAGCUCGUGCUCCUCAAACGUGCUGGCAUACACUCUCCCCAGCUCAAGCCUGAUGGUCUACUGCAACCUCUACUUCACGGCUCUCCCCGCGCUGACCCGAUCCUGCCAUGCUCAGGAUCAGGCCACCACUAACAUCCACGAGAUUACGCACUUGAGCCAAGUAAAGGGCACCCAAGACUACAACGGAUAUGGAUACAACUUUGUCCGCAGUCUGACUGCUGCGCAGAACCUCAACCACGCUGAUACUUAUGCGCUCUUUGCCAAUGCCAUCUAUGCUGGCUGCUAAGCGUGACGCUGAGAAAAAUGAAAAGAUUUGGCUUGAUUCAGGUUAGGAAAUAUGAUCUACACUUGGAUAUUGCGAUUGAAUGAAUGAUGUAUGAGAUGAAAUGAGAUGAAUGAACAAAAGGGUUGAUGAAAGACUGCGCGUUGGUACAUGAUACAACUUACAUAUGUACAUAGUCACCAUAGCCCACAAUUAUGAUUGAAAAAUACCUAUCCUUUGCCGGAUGAAAU